Molecule: messenger RNA, 1542 nt
Organism: Naegleria gruberi
Lineage: Eukaryota; Heterolobosea; Eutetramitea; Acrasida; Naegleriidae
Exons: 2
Coding region: 1-1542 (513 amino acids)
Source: RefSeq, a predicted model, not a curated record
AUGUCGCAACUCAAACUGCUAUUCUCUUUGAUGCUGCUCAUUUCCAUCAUCCUGGUCAUGACGAUGAAUUUUCAAAUUAAUGGAAAAAUCAAUCAUCACACAUUGAUGAAUAUUAAUUCCUCCGAUGUAGACAAGAAGAAGAUGAUGAAUUAUAAUAAUCAAAAGCGAGUCAGGGUAAAAUCAAACUCUCAAUGUGAAUGUUCUUCCUAUCCAAAUUUAGAAAUUCAUGAUGACGAAAAAUUGUCUCAAAUUUUGUUGGAGGCCAAAAUGGAAUUUAUGAAGGGUGUUGUGAUGGAAAAAUUCAAUAGUUUGGAUGUUACGUUGAUGCUACCUGUCAAUGGGACUAAGGUUUGGAGGAGAGGAAGUGUCAAUCCUAGAAAAUUGACCUAUCCAGCAAGUUGUGUGAAAUUGGCUUAUUUAUUUAGUUCAUUCCAUUGGUGUAAGAAUGUGAAGAGGGAGAGAAUUGUGGAUUGUAUUGAUAUUCAUACUCAUCCAAUGAUUACUUGGAGUGAUAAUUUGGAGACUGGAUAUGUUGUGGAUGCCAUCUCUGAACAAUUGAAUUUGUACGAUUUGAAUUCUGUCAAUGAUGCAAGAUUUCAUUCAUGGUUAGAGAAGAGAAAUUUCACAAUGAAAUAUUUGGAGAGUAGAAAUUUGAUUGGAAAUCAAAUUUUCAUUGCCAAGACCUAUCCAACCAAUAGUGGACAAAUGCCAAUUGGAGCAGAGGCAGUUCAGAGAUCUUUCACUGGACCUAAUGCAAUGGCUCCAUGUUGUGCUGCUUCAUUGGUAUUGCAGACAAUGUAUGGACUCGAGAAGGAGGAAACUGAUUAUGCAAAGAAGUUGUUAUUCCAUAGAAGAUUUGAUGAUUGGAGUGCUAUUGCUCCAGCUCUUCCACCUGGAACUCUCUUACAUAACAAGAUUGGAAAUGCCUAUGAUAAUAUUAAUGACCUAGUUCAUCUUGUUCUUCCAAAUGGAAAGGAAGCAAUUGUGGCCAUCUUAUCCAAUGGUUAUCAGAGAUCAACUGAUUCUACUAUUCUAGCUCGUUUCACAGAAAUUCUUCUUCAAAAAUUGGAAUUAUUGAAAGGUUUGCCACCAAUUAUUACCUUGACCACUGAUUCUGGAAAUGCUCGUUACAAUACACAAGAGGGAUGGAUCUAUUUCAAUAAUCAAACUAUUCAAACCAUUGGAAAGGACAGAAUUGGAAACUCGAUUGUUGUUUUACCUCCAAAUCAAAAAGUGGCCACAACUCUCUCAUGGGAUGUUGAGCUACCUGAAGAUGGACUCUACGAAAUUACUGUCUAUACAGCCACUGUUGAAACAUCAGAUGGAUCUAGUCAAUUUGAUGUUCCUUGUAUUGUUAAUUACUAUCCGAAUGCUAGUUCUGGUUCUACUUAUCAAACUCGUUUCUCAACUUGGACAAAGAUUGGCGACUAUUUACUCAACAAGGGUUUGAAUAAGAAUGUUGUGCAAAUUCAAGUUCCUCUCAAUUAUCCGUAUCCAGUCUCAGUCAAUGCCAUCAAGUUUAGCAAGUAUCCAAAUUAUUAA